GAAGGGUUUGUCAGGUGUUUGUUGUAUGGACGUGGCCCGGUAGUGAAGUUGUUGAGUGAUGAAUGUUUGUAUGAUGUUGCUCCGUUUGUAACGUGUGUUUAUGUGUAUUAUAGUCAGUUACAUUGCAUUUGAAGUGCCUUAAUAGUAAUGGGUCUCUGCAAAUGUCCAAAACGAAGAGUAACGAAUCAAUUUUGUUUCGAACACCGAGUAAAUGUUUGUGAAAAUUGUAUGGUCACAAAUCACCCAAAAUGCAUAGUCCAGUCGUAUCUACAAUGGCUACAGGAUAGCGAUUACAACCCAAUAUGUGAACUAUGCACAAAGGAACUGGCAGAUGAAGACUGCAUUAGGCUGAUAUGCUAUCAUGUCUAUCACUGGGCAUGUUUGGAUCAGUAUGCAAGGCAGUUGCCACCUACAACUGCACCAGCGGGGUACACAUGCCCAUCAUGUCGUGUUGGACUGUUUCCAGCACCCAAUUUAGUUUCACCAGUGGCAGAUGUCUUACGUCAGCAGCUUGCUGGAGUAAAUUGGGCCCGUGCUGGUCUUGGCUUACCACUUCUUAGCGAGGACAAGGAACAAAAACCACUUAGUGAUAAAGUAAAGCUAACUGCUGAUGAUGUACCAAAUGUAGCAAGAUCAGAUGAUGUACGGUCAGUUGCAAGUGCCGGCAACAACCAGAGACAGAGUACUCCAAAACGAACAAUGGUACCAAAUUCGGAGUACCAGCAAACUGUUUCAGAUGAAAAUCCACAUUCCAUUGUUCAUGUUGAAGAAACCACUUCAGCAUUUAGUCGUGCAGAGAGCUUCCCUACUUCAGCAGGCCAUGCACCUCGUCGAGUAUUUGAAGCUCUGGAUGAGGUGAAAGAUACAUCGUUUGACCAUGAUGAAAAUAAAUAUAAGAGGCGAUCUGCAAUAGACUGGUUCUUUAGAUGGUGGAGAACUGCUUCUGGUCCUGCACUACGAAACAAGAAGCCAGGCCCUCUGUAUCGGCGCUACUUGAUGGCUGUUAUACUUUUCUUAAUAGGCUUGUUUACUCUUAUAAUGAUAUUUUCUUGGCUUGGGCGCAUAGCAACCGAAAAUGAUCCAAGUUUUGAUGUGCAUUUAAACCCUAAUGUGCGAAAUAAAGACACUGUUCCCAUCCACGAUCGCAAUGAAGAUGCUAAGUAGGAGAAGAAUGAACGAAUAGAAAAUUUUAUAUAUCUGGAUGACAAGUAACAAGUAGUUUUUUGACUGCUUGAUGAAGUUGGAAUCAUUAUUUGAUAUUUUACAUGUACUGCGUAAAUAGUCCUCAUAAGAAAUGGAUUUUUAAAAUUUGGUCAAUAAUAUCAGUGAUAUGAUAUGAUACAUGAUAUUCAAAUGCAGUUGUUACUACAUGAAAAAUAAGACUGCUUCAUUUUAUAUUGUUGUAGUACACUGCUUGAAUGUAUGUAACACUUGUUUUGAGAGAAAGUUAUAUUAAAUAUUAUUUGUUGUUGUGAACUUCUAAAUACUUGAGCCACCACCAUGAAA
Schistocerca cancellata (South American locust) is the source of this 1506-nucleotide messenger RNA. Its product is annotated as zinc finger protein-like 1. Lineage: Eukaryota; Metazoa; Arthropoda; Insecta; Orthoptera; Acrididae. The transcript is spliced from 6 exons. Gene Ontology annotation, cellular component: Golgi apparatus. The coding region runs from base 148 to 1164 and encodes 338 amino acids. The record is from RefSeq and is a predicted model, not a curated record.